CUUCACUUCAAAGAAAAGAGAGGAAAACAGGGGAAGCAACAACAGAAACCCAGAAUGAGGAUCCAGAGCAAGGCCGCCAAGGCGUUUGUGUUUCUUCUUCUCUUCGUUUCAGAGUUUCUGCUGGGGAUAGCAGUAGCAGCGGAAGAACAGAAACCGGAUAUUGUGAUUGGAAUCGAUCUCGGGACUACUUAUUCUUGUGUGGGAGUGUAUAAGAACGGUAACGUAGAGAUUAUAGCAAACGAUCAAGGGAACAGAAUCACCCCAUCAUGGGUUGCAUUCUCUGACACCGAGCGUCUCAUUGGAGAGGCGGCCAAGAAUCAAGCGCCUCUAAACGCAGCUCGUACCCUCUUUGACGUUAAACGUCUAAUUGGGAGAAACUUUGGUGAUCCGGAGGUUCAAAGCAUUAUAAAAUUUUUACCAUAUAAGGUGAUCAACAAAGAUGGAAAACCUUAUAUAGAAGUGGAAGUCAAGGGUGAGAUUAAGGUGUUUAGUCCUGAGGAGAUCAGUGCUAUGGUAUUGACAAAGAUGAAGGAAACAGCAGAGGCAUACUUGGGUAGGAAGAUUAAAGAUGCUGUUAUCACAGUCCCCGCUUAUUUCAAUGAUGCUCAAAGGCAGGCUACUAAGGAUGCUGGUGCCAUUGCUGGACUCAAUGUUGUUCGGAUAAUCAAUGAGCCUACAGCAGCUGCGGUUUCUUAUGGAUUGGAUAAGAAGGGGGAGGAGAAGAACAUAUUGGUUUAUGACCUUGGUGGGGGUACGUUUGAUGUUAGUAUCUUGACCAUUGAUAAUGGUGUGUUUGAGGUACUUGCCACCAAUGGAGAUACCCACUUGGGAGGAGAGGAUUUUGAUCACAGGUUAAUGGAUUAUUUCAUCAAGUUGAUCAAGAGGAAGUACAACAAAGACAUCAGCAAUGAUAGCAAGGCUCUUGGGAAGCUUCGUCGGGAAUGUGAGAGGGCUAAGAGGGCAUUGAGUAGCCAGCACCAAGUUCGAGUUGAGAUUGAAGCUCUAUUUGAUGGGAUUGAUUUCUCCGAGCCAUUGACCAGGGCAAGGUUUGAAGAAUUAAACGCAGACUUGUUUAAGAAGACACUGGGACCAGUCAAGAGGGCUUUGGAGGAUGCCGGUCUAAAGAAGACUGAUAUUCAUGAAAUUGUGUUAGUUGGAGGAAGUACUAGGAUUCCAAAGGUGCAGCAAUUGUUGAAAGAAAUGUUUAACGGGAAGGAACCCAACAAGGGUGUCAAUCCAGAUGAGGCUGUAGCAUAUGGUGCUGCAGUUCAGGGUGGAGUUCUUAGUGGCGAAGGCAGUGAAAUUCUUGUGCUUGAUGUUGCUCCUUUGAGUCUAGGUAUUGAAACUGCUGGUGGAGUGAUGACAAAGUUAAUUCCUAGGAACACAAACAUCCCAACUAAGAAGUCUCAGAUUUUCUCCACUUAUCAAGACCAACAAACCACAGUUUCUAUCAGGGUCUUUGAAGGAGAAAGAAGCCUAACGAAGGAUUGUCACGAGCUUGGAAGGUUUGAUCUAACUGGUAUUCCACCAGCUCCAAGGGGAGUGCCACAAAUAGAGGUCACAUUUGAGGUGGAUGCCAAUGGCAUCCUCCAUGUGACAGCAGAGGAUAAGGCGGCAAAGAAGUCACAAUCCAUCACCAUAACCAACGAAAAGGGGCGGCUCAGCCAGGAAGAGAUUGACCGGAUGGUGAUGGAAGCAGAGGACUUUGCAGAGGAGGACAGGAAGGUGAGGGAGAAGGUUGAUGCAAAGAACAAGCUUGAGACAUACAUCUACAGCAUGAAGAAUACCGUCAAUGACAACAAGAUGGGUGACAAAAUCGAUCCUGACGACAAGGAGAAGAUUGAGAGCACAUUGAAGGAAGCCCUGGAAUGGUUGGAUGAUAACCUGAACGCAGAAAAGGAGGAUUUUGAUGAGAAGAUGAAGGAGGUGGAAUCUGUUUGUACCCCAGUUAUCAAACAGAUUUAUGAGAAGAGUGGAGAAAGCUCAGCUCAUUUUGAAGAAGAUGAGCCUAAUGAUGAAUUGUAAAUUCUUUAGGGGUUUGAGAUUUUUCUGUUUCUUAUAUUAUUAUUAGUAACCUAGGCUAUGAGAAAAUUAUACCAAUUUAUCUAGAUGUAUUUUUAGAACAUAAUGCUAUUUUUUUUUAUUAAAAAUUGUUAUUUUCA
This is a messenger RNA of Rubroshorea leprosula, 2162 nucleotides long. Lineage: Eukaryota; Viridiplantae; Streptophyta; Magnoliopsida; Malvales; Dipterocarpaceae. The record is from the annotation of a GenBank genome assembly.